Hydractinia symbiolongicarpus is the source of this 1442-nucleotide messenger RNA. Its product is annotated as ETS-related transcription factor Elf-4-like. NCBI's taxonomy places the organism in Eukaryota, Metazoa, Cnidaria, Hydrozoa, Anthoathecata, Hydractiniidae. Gene Ontology annotation, biological process: cell differentiation; regulation of transcription by RNA polymerase II. Gene Ontology annotation, molecular function: DNA-binding transcription factor activity, RNA polymerase II-specific; sequence-specific DNA binding. The coding region runs from base 345 to 1196 and encodes 283 amino acids. The record is from RefSeq and is a predicted model, not a curated record. Gene Ontology annotation, cellular component: nucleus. The transcript has 5 exons.
UCUAUUGGAAAUUAUUCGACCGCAUAAAACAUCUAUAUGUUAUAAAAUCUGAUAUGUUUAAAUGGGCCAAUCACAAUUCGUUUUAAGAACAGAUUAACCAAUUGUAGUUAGGUUACUAUUAUAGAAACAUCUGAUUUAGGUAAUUGUUACCAAAGUAGAUUAUAAUGUCAUUGAGUUGGCAAGGGUUAUUAGAGUAAGAAGUAGUUUUACAGAAGAGGACGUUUUAAAGAAGCCAGGGAAAAACCUGAAAAGUGCUAUAUAAUAACUUCAGAAAUUUGAUUCAUUCCACUAUUUUUUAUUUAUAAACAAGAAGUCAUAUUGCAUUUAUAUUAGAGGAAAAGGCAAUGGAAAGUUACGACGAUAUUUGUAAAACUAUUAAAUUAUUGUCCAGUAUGCUCCAAGGCGCAACCGAUAUUGAUUUCAGAGACAAUUGUAAUACAAAUUUAAAUUAUUUUCACCAUAACUUAUCAGAAAGUUAUUACAAAUCAUGCAAGGACUCUUAUGGUGACAAACUUUCGACAAAUUACCUUGAUGAUAACUGCUCACCUACAACCAGCUUAUUAGACUAUAACGAGACGUUUCUCACUAUAGGCAAUCUGCCAAACGCAAUCGAGGCAGAUAUAAGUGACCAAGAGGAUAUACUACCUGAUAUUGACGAAUUAUCAAAUUCAAGUUUCCUUAGCACAAUUUCAGAUGAAACCCUACCUUACACAACACCUACAUAUCAAGAAUUAACCCGAAUUAUAAAAUCAGAGUCUUCGGAAGUAGACGAAAAAACUUAUGCUGCUACACCUGCGAUUUGUUCUGGAAUAAAAAGAAAAAGCUCUUCAAGCACUGGAACAAGAACACACAAAAAACGAAAGAUAAGGAGCAAUUUACUAAAGCCAGGUAGCCAGCUUUAUCAAUUUAUUCUUCAAUUAUUGGAUGAUGAGAAAAAACGAGAACAUAUAGAGUGGGUUCAAAGGAACAAAGGAAUCUUCCGUAUCAUAAAUAAAGAAGAAGUUGCGAAAAUGUGGGGAAAAGUUAAAAAAAGAGAAAUGACGUACGACAGCUUGAGUCGAGGACUGCGACACUAUUAUCAGCAAGGCUUAUUAGAAUCUGUCAAUAAGAAAUUGCAUUAUAAAUUCACACAAAAAGCAUUAGACGAAUGGGAAGUGAUACGUGAUUUAGAGAGCAUUGAUGAAAGAAGACAGUAAAACAUGGCAAUGACAUUUACAGGCUUUUUGAACAUGUGUACAGGCCCUUUCGUCUACCUUUUCAAGCAAAUCUAUUCCAAUGACCUUCUAAAACGAUUUGUACAUAACACUUUUUUUGUAAUUGAUGCAGUGCUGGUUACUGUUUAAUUGUAAAUUUCUCGAGGUUAAUAUUUCUUUUAAAAUCUAGGCAUUUUGUUUUAUUUAUACCAUUUCAAAAAUUUUAAGACUGAAAAUUGUGUUGCUUAA